Gasterosteus aculeatus aculeatus (three-spined stickleback) is the source of this 837-nucleotide messenger RNA. RefSeq names its product coiled-coil domain containing 169 (gene ccdc169). NCBI's taxonomy places the organism in Eukaryota, Metazoa, Chordata, Actinopteri, Perciformes, Gasterosteidae. The record is from RefSeq and is a predicted model, not a curated record.
GAAACAUUGGUUUCCAUGGAAACUGCGAGGCGCAAACAUUCCGUCGCUAUUCCAACAUGGCUGAAAACAGCGGCAACGGCCGAUUCGAUUUGUCACGCCUGCAAGCAGAACUUGAGCAAGAGAGGGACACGAAAGAUGCGCUCGAGGAGUCCGUGACAGAUCUGCGCAGUACGAUGGUUGAACUGCAAGAGAGACUGCACAGUGUCGACGGGGAAGGAAAUGAGUGGAAGACAAGGUAUGAGACACAGAUUGAACUAAACGGACAGUUGGAAAGACAGAUGUCAAUCAUUCGUGAGAGACUGGAGGAACUGCGAGGGAACCCCGUGGAUCGAUUGGCCUCCAUCAGAACCUAUGAUGACAUGCCAGUAGAAACCCUGAGACAUCGUCUGAAGCUCCUGACGGAAGAGAAGUCCGACCUCCAGAGUCAGCUGAUGGACUGUCGUGGCAGAAUUGAACAGGAAGGAAAGGCCUUUCAUAAAACCAAUGACGAGAGGCGGGCAUAUCUUUCUGAAAUAGCUAAGCUCUCCUCCGAAGCCCAAAGAAGACAGUACUCCGUCCAGCCACAGGGGACAGUAGAGAGCAAACCGAGGAGAGGGAGGCGGACCAGCAGGAAGGCAAAGGCUGAUUCUAAAAGAGGAAAAGAGAGAGAAGAAGAUGGAGGGGGAGUGUUUGCUAAAGGAGGAGGAGGUGGCGGAGCAACAGCAGAACAAAGAGAACAAUAUAAUUCCUACAGAGAAAGCAGACUACCCACACUAAAGUACGACCUGAAGCACAAUCCUUAACCCUACCGCUUUGUGUUAUAGCCCUCUAAAUAAAUAAAAAGUUAUCUGACUAACA